Messenger RNA from Eruca vesicaria subsp. sativa (arugula), 240 nucleotides. The record is from the annotation of a GenBank genome assembly. NCBI's taxonomy places the organism in Eukaryota, Viridiplantae, Streptophyta, Magnoliopsida, Brassicales, Brassicaceae.
AUGAAGUAUGGUGGAAACAGCAGAGUGGUUUCAGAGAAGAAGGCUAAAGCUUGGUGUGCUUCAAAGGGAAACAUUCCCUACUUUGAGACUUCUGCUAAGGAAGGCACCAAUGUGGAAGAAGCUUUCCAAUGCAUUGCCAAGAACGCUCUGAAGAGCGGAGAAGAGGAAGAGCUGUACUUACCAGACACAAUCGAUGUCGGGACAAGCAAUCAACAGCGGUCUACAGGGUGUGAAUGCUAA